This is a messenger RNA of Sparassis crispa, 2592 nucleotides long. Its product is annotated as Low-affinity potassium transport protein. The coding region runs from base 1 to 2592 and encodes 863 amino acids. Gene Ontology annotation, cellular component: plasma membrane. Gene Ontology annotation, molecular function: high-affinity potassium ion transmembrane transporter activity. The record is from RefSeq and is a predicted model, not a curated record. The transcript has 20 exons. NCBI's taxonomy places the organism in Eukaryota, Fungi, Basidiomycota, Agaricomycetes, Polyporales, Sparassidaceae. Gene Ontology annotation, biological process: potassium ion import across plasma membrane; intracellular potassium ion homeostasis.
AUGGCCCCCUCGCCUUCAACGCACCAUUCUCAAAGCCGAACACGGGCCAUUCGUUCGUUCCUGGUCCAUCACCUGAACUUUUAUCGUGUGCACAUACUUUUCUUUCUGUUUAACAGUGUCAGCGCGAUGACCGUGUGUGGUAUUUCCACGGUGGACUUAAGUGGGUUGACUGCGUUCCAGCAAGUCUUGCUGUUUAUCCAGAUGUGCUUGGGCAGUCCGGUUGCCGUUUCAUGGGUGAUGGUGUACACUCGAAGGAGUUUCUUCGCUAGAAAGUUCCGGCACAUGAUUGGCGUGGAUCUAGCGCGAGGAAUUGCUGCCGAAGUGCACGCACCAGUUCAAGUGACACUCGUCCCAUGGUGGCGACGGGCAUUGAAUAUGUUGCACCCCGGUGGGAGGAGGUCAUACGGCCCUGACUUCAAAGGAAGUGAUUCUCUAGAUCGAUGUUCCUCCCCUCACGUACGACCUGACAUGAUACGGCGGAUGGAUGACGCUCCAAGAUUAAUCAAUCCCACCGGUUCCAUCAGCGAAGGCCGGACACGUCCAUUCGCUGGAGCUGAUAAACCGAGGAGCAGCCAUGAGACAGCAGAUCACUUUCGGGCGGAUUCUCCUCAUGGCCCGCCGUCCUCAGAUGUGCAUUCGUCGAGACCAGUGGCCGAUGACAGCAGAGCAACCCGGAGGGGUGAUGGCACCUUAGCUUGGCGUAUGAUCACUAACCCAGCAGCUUUAUCUGAGUCGGUGGUAUCUGAUGUGCACAGUUUACACACAAUCUCUCCCAUCAGUACGACAUUCGCUACCCCGCCUCCCUCGGGAAUGCCUCAUACUCAUGCAGUCGAGUUCUCUUCUGUCCCGCGCCCAUCUCGUGAUGCCCAUGCCGCUGGCGGGAAUUUGCCAGAUCACACACCAUUCAGUGUGGGGCCUGACCACAUCGAAAUAUUGUCUCACGAUGGGCGAUCAAUGCGCCGUCCAAGUUCGUCCUUGCUUCGCAGCACAGACGCACCACCGCCAUACCCUUCAUCUCGUCGCGCAUUGCAUCGAGAUUUUGGUGGCUUCCCUAUGCCUAAUGUGAUCUUUUCGAGGCUAUUGAAGCGCUUCUUUCCCAAGUUCGAACGCAAGCUCACUCGCACCAUGACCAUACCUCGCACACGCACCAUCGCCUCCCAGCAUGGCACCGUAUUGGCUGGCGUGAAUGCGGUACCUUACAUUACUUUCGAGGCGGUCGUAGGACGCAAUUCGGCAUUCAAGAACCUGACGCGAGAGCAAAUGGACGAACUUGGCGGAGUCGAGUACCGUGGGCUCACUGCGUUGUUGUGGCUAGUUGCUGGGUAUCAUAUACUGUUACAAUUAUUGGCGUUUGUUGUCAUAGCGCCCUACAUGUCCAUUCCCCGAUGGAGUAGUGACUUCAGGCCACCUAUGCUUCAUCGAGAGGUGUCACCUGUGUGGUUUUCGCUUUUCCAAGUAGUGUCGUCUUACACGAACACUGGGAUGUCUCUGGAAGACACAUCCAUGGUCCCUUUUCAAACGGCAUAUCCUAUGAUUGUACUCAUGAUAAUCCUCAUCCUUGCGGGCAACACCGCAUUCCCUGUCUUUUUACGGCUCAUGAUCUGGACUAUUACCAAGGUCAUCCCCAAGCAUUCGCGUUUGAACGUGACCUUACACUUCUUGCUCGAUCACCCUCGGCGAUGUUUCAUAUACCUGUUUCCCUCCCAUCAGACAUGGUUUUUGCUCACAGUGCUACUGGUGCUCAAUUGCACGGAUUGGUUCUUCUUUCUUGUGUUGGACAUCGGUAACUCUGCCAUCAAGUCAAUACCAGUUGGCGUACGCGUCAUCAUUGGAUUACUUCAAGCCACCGCAGUCCGAGCCUCGGGCUUUGGUACCGUCCCGCUUUCAGUCCUUGCACCUGCUGUGAAGGUAUUGUAUGUGAUCAUGAUGUACAUCAGCGUAUAUCCGAUCGCCAUGAGUGUGCGUUCGACGAAUGUCUAUGAAGAGAGGUCCUUAGGGGUCUUCAAAGAGGAUGACUCUAUAGACGAAACUUUCAACCCCUCCGGAAAUCGGGUGACAGUUUGGGGACGAUAUUUAGCGAGUCAUAUGCGAAAACAGCUUUCUUUCGAUAUGUGGUGGCUAGCUUUGGCGUUGUUCCUCGUCUGCAUCGUCGAACGUGACAAUCUCAUCAAUACAAACAACUUGGAGUGGUUCACCAUCUUCAGUAUCUUAUUCGAACUAGUCUCUGCCUACGGAACCGUUGGCUUAAGUCUAGGCGUUCCAUAUGCCAACUACUCGUUCUCCGGCGCAUUUAGACCGUUGUCCAAGCUAAUUCUAUGCGCAGUCAUGCUGCGUGGAAGACACAGGGGUUUGCCUGUGGCUAUCGACCGUGCCGUCAUGCUUCCGUCCGAGUUCCAAGAGUCAUUGGACCAGGAUUCUCCGAUUCGAAGUCAUGACACACCAAACGAUAGUCGCGAUACGUUUGAUAGACCGGAGCCACAGACAGACAACCUCUAUCUUCACGAGACCAACAGCACUCGACAACGACCUCACCCAUUCUCUCGCAGACACUCGGAUAGCUCAAUACAUGAAAUGCGACUUUGGAAUGGAUAG